Molecule: messenger RNA, 4297 nt
Organism: Lepisosteus oculatus (spotted gar)
Lineage: Eukaryota; Metazoa; Chordata; Actinopteri; Semionotiformes; Lepisosteidae
Gene: pak5
Product: p21 protein (Cdc42/Rac)-activated kinase 5
Biological process (GO): regulation of MAPK cascade; apoptotic process; cytoskeleton organization
Cellular component (GO): cytoplasm
Molecular function (GO): protein serine/threonine kinase activity; ATP binding
Source: RefSeq, a predicted model, not a curated record
UCCGUUUUCAAAUAUUAACUGUAUUCUAUUUUUCACUACUGUGUUGGGAGUAUGUAAUCAUCAUCCUUAAAAGAUUCAGUCCUGAAAUUCAAUUCAGUUCGUGCUGUCUCUCUAGCAUAUUAUCAUCACAGCUUGAUUCAGGUGCUCUAAUUUCCCCAGCGCUUGACAGCCUGAAGCUUCGCUCAACAACAGCCCGGAUGUAGCGCACUGUCUUCGCUUCAGUAAGGGAUUGUAAAGCACACUGGAGAGCAAUAACAUGGCGCUGGCAACAAUAUAACGGCACCCUCAAUAAUAAAAAAAUAUAUAUGGCUAAAGACAUGUGACUCAUUAUCCAACACAGCAGUUUUGUCAGGACUUUCCAAUAUGUUUGGAAAAAAGAAGAAAAAAUUGGAGAUCUCUGCCCCAUCCAACUUCGAGCACCGGGUUCACACUGGUUUUGACCACCGAGAGCAGAAAUUCACAGGCCUUCCCCAGCAAUGGCAAAGCUUGUUGGCAGACACUGCCAAUAGACCCAAACCAAUGGUGGACCCUUCGUACAUCACACCCAUUCAGCUUGCUCCUAUGAAGAUAUCUCCCAAGAAAGUCCCGUCAGCUGAAACAUCAUUGCGAAAAACCAUUGUAAGAGGAAACAGAGCUCAGAAGGAUUCCUCCAUCAAUGGCUUGCUGGAAGAGUUUGACAGCAUUUCAGUCACACGCUCAAACUCUUUACGAAAAGAAAGCCCUCCUGCCUCACACAAGCCAAACUCCAACCACACUUCACAGCAGCCGGAGGAGAACGGCUUCAGCCAUCACUACUCCAGGUACUCCUGUGACCUGGACAGCUGGAAAGACUUUCCUGGGGAGACCUAUAAAGACAAGGGUAGCUUUGAAGGGGAAUGGGGGAAACAUUACCGAACAGCAAAGCAAAACGGGCACACUGCUAGAACAAGAGGAGUGGACCCUUUCUAUCCUGAUGCGAUGCCGCAGAAAUCAGAUUUCUCCAAGAUGCCUCCAGAUUAUCACACCUACUUGGAGACCAAGGUCAGGUCCGGGGAAAGUGCUGGGCCCAGCAGGGACUACUACAGGGUUUCUUCUGGGAGUUCUGCACAUGAGUACAGGGAGCAACCUCAAGGCACACCCUCGAGGUCCUCAAUACACAGUGAACGAAUUGACUACUCAGAUAGUGACUGGGGGUAUAGAACCCCAAGAGAAGAUUACGAAAAGCGACCAAAGUCAUCCUACGUCACCCAGACCAGUCCGCAACCAGCCAUAAGACAGCGAUCCAGAUCAGGCUCUGGACUCCAGGAACCAAACUUGCCAUAUGGAGUUAGCGCUUUCAAAUCAACACAACAAGGUCAAUCAUACAGCUCAUACACAUACCCACGUCUCUCUGAAACUGUGACAGCCUCACCGGUAAUUCCAAAGGGGGAUUAUGAAAGAGCAGCCAGGGACAUGAUCUCGCAAGUGCCCGGUGCAGAAACGUACCCCAGAGUCCCUUUUAAACUACCUCAAAUUCAAACCAAGCCAAGCUACCCUAGCAGUUUCCAGUUCCCAACAACUUACCACAAGCCCUCCCCCUACCACCACUCUCAGCCGCAGCCCAGUCCGCCCUACAGUGCUCAAGGUGCUUACUCGCAACCAUCAUCCCCUUAUAUACCUCCUGGUGCUUACCCUCCCCCGAGCUGGGGCUCCUCCUCAGAUCAGCAGCCCUCAAGGGUGUCUCACGAGCAGUUCAGGGCUGCCCUGCAGCUCGUGGUAAAUCCUGGUGACCCCCGAGAGUACCUAGAUAACUUCAUUAAGAUUGGCGAAGGAUCCACAGGCAUUGUGUGUAUCGCCACAGAGAAGCACACUGGCAAGCAGGUGGCAGUAAAGAAGAUGGACUUGCGAAAACAGCAAAGACGGGAAUUGCUCUUCAAUGAGGUUGUUAUAAUGAGAGACUACCAUCAUGAAAAUGUGGUGGACAUGUACAAUAGCUACCUAGUAGGAGAUGAACUGUGGGUAGUUAUGGAGUUUCUUGAAGGUGGUGCUUUGACUGACAUUGUGACCCACACAAGGAUGAAUGAGGAGCAGAUAGCCACUGUCUGCUUGUCAGUAUUGAAAGCUUUAUCAUACCUUCAUACGCAAGGUGUUAUUCACAGGGAUAUCAAGAGUGAUUCCAUACUUCUUACAAGCGAUGGAAGGAUCAAACUUUCAGACUUUGGCUUCUGUGCACAAGUAUCCAAGGAGGUUCCUAAAAGGAAGUCACUGGUUGGCACACCUUACUGGAUGGCACCAGAGGUGAUUUCUAGGUUACCAUAUGGAACUGAGGUGGAUAUAUGGUCCCUGGGGAUCAUGGUCAUAGAAAUGGUAGACGGAGAGCCUCCUUAUUUUAAUGAGCCACCUCUCCAAGCUAUGAGGAGGAUACGGGAUAACCUACCUCCAAGGUUAAAGGAGUCUCAUAAGGUGUCAUCUGUCCUGCGAGGAUUUCUGGACUUGAUGCUGGUGAGGGAGCCUUCGCAACGAGCCACUGCACAAGAACUGCUGUGUCAUCCAUUCCUGAAGCUCUCGGGACCCUCUUCCUGCAUUGUACCCCUUAUGAGGAACUACAGGCACCGCUGACAUCCUGCUCAGUAGCUCACCUCUAUUGCAAGACUGACUUCAAGUAACUAUACCUUUAUGGUAGCAAAAGACUAAUUAGCUUAAGAAAAUUGUGAUGGUUAGAAUGAGAGACAUCUACUUUUUGUGCAGUCAUUCAAAGCACACAGAUCUCACAGUUUUGGAGGACUUUUAGCCCUUACAGAAUUUCUGCCUACGGAGCAGGAACCCUUUGUGGCUAUGAUUUAAUAGUUUUCUAUGUACUAGCGGUAAGUUUUGAGCACAGCACAUCUUAUCUGUUGACUUCUAGCACUUUUGGGGCUCAAUUUCUUAGGAAAAUCAUAGUAUCUGGCUUCCAGUCAGCAUAGUUGAUGAAGCACCAUGAAACUACAAUUGCUUCUGUCAGAUAAAUAGAUUACAGCACAUUCAGGACUUAUCAAUGGAGUCUUACUUAAAGAAAUUUAUAUGGCCAUUUUCUAUGUGUUGGAAGGCUGGCCAUAUUUCUCUGGUUUAAGGAAAAGCACUUUUCUUUUUUAACACUAGCAGUGUAACGUAUUUUAGAUUAAUUGUAAUAUUCUGUACAGUUUUUGAUAAUUUGCAGUAUGUUGUUGUGAUGUAAUCAUUGUGAUAUGAGCAGUAUUAAAUAUAAUUUAAUUAAACAUUUCAGAAAAGGUCUUUCCUACUAUUUAUAAUCCCUUUAUAGAUAAUAAAUGAACCUAAACUGUGAUACUGUCUGUGUGACAACCAGAAUAUAUUUCAUAACGUACAUGAGGGCAGGAAUAAAUCUUUGUCAAAAAUGGGAAUGACAGAUUUUUUUGUAUAUUGAUAGUAUUAUUUAUUUUUGAAUUGGAAAAUUGAUUUAUUUUUCAGUAGGGUUUCUUUUUCUUUUUUUUAUACCAACAGAUAAUGGUUUUGAUUAUCUUAAUCAAGUAAGCAAUAUUUUCAUCUUCUGUGACUUUAUUUAAUAAGUAGAAAUAUCCAUAUCAAUUAUUUUAAAAUAGAUUUUCAGAAAGUAAAGAAAUGGUGUUUAAUAUGGACAUUACAUUUUUUCAACAGAAUUUAAAAAAUACACUGAGUGAAGGCCUUGCCUGUUUUGCCGAAUUUUAAAAUGAGAACUUGUUUAAUUUUUUAUGUAUUUCCAACACAAAGUUGUUCCAAAAACAGCUAAAGAAAUAUGAAAAACCUAAUAUACAAUUGAUAAAGAGUAAGCCCUAUUCAUCUUUGAUGUUAACCUAUUUAUCCUCCAUUAGACUUCCAAGCCUGAUGUAGAAUCUAUAUUUCAAAACUGUUUCACUCCACAUAGAUUCUUGUUUUGAUUUUGGAAUUAAAAUUUAAUGUGUUUUGUAAAUAUGAACACAUUAACGUGUGCUGCUGUCUAAACCUUGAUGAAUGUUAAAAUUUGAAUGACUAAUAAUUAAAUGUGGUGUUGCUUGUUGAGUGAAUUCGCAUGUUUGUUAUCAGUUAAACUGGUUUUCAAUAAAAAAAUAAAAUGAAAGAUUUAUUGUACAUACUUUGUCAACUGUAUCUCCCGGGAAACGUCGUUCAAACAUGUGUUAAUUAUUUUAUAAUCAGCACUUCCUAAUGUCACUAGCCUUUUAUUUUAUCUUACUGCUUUUGUUAUCUUUUUCUGGUUAACUUUCUGGUUUUGAAUAAUAAUAAUGAUAAUAUCAACAAUAACUUGUCUUUUACAACAAAAUAUAUCACCUUAUUUCCUGAUGAUUAAAAUCUGGACAUGUUUAAUUUU